AUGAGUGAUCUUGCCUCAGCUGCAAACUGCCUCCGAGGAGAAAAUGAGCGGCAGCUGCCUGGGUCUUUAACUACUUAACCCCGCCCGGCGGCCGCCCCGCCCCGCCCCGCCCCGCGGUGCCGGGAAGAGAGCCCUGGGCGGCCCGGUGAGAUUUCUGGCCUGCGCAGCGCUGCUGGUAGCCCGCCUUUUAGAUGCUUGCCCGACAGUUAGGAGUCACCAUGGCAACCGAGGAGUCCAUCAUCCGCAUCCCCCCGUACCAUUACAUUCAUGUGCUGGACCAGAACAGCAACGUGUCCCACGUGGAGGUCGGGCCCAAGACCUACAUCCGGCAGGACAACGAGAGGGUACUGUUUGCUCCGGUGCCCAUGGUGAUGGUCCCUCCACGCCACUACUGCACAGUGGCCAACCCCGUGUGCCGGGAUGCCCAGGGCACCGUGCUGCUUGACACCACAGGGCAAGUGCGGCUCCGCCACGCCGACCAGGAGAUCCGACUAGCCCAGGACCCCUUCCCCCUGUACCCAGGGGAGGUGCUGGAGAAGGCCAUCACCCCGCUGCAGGUGGUUCUGCCCAACACUGCCCUGCACCUGAAGGCACUGCUGGACUUCGUGGAUAGGAAUGGAGACAAGGUGGUGGCAGGAGACGAAUGGCUAUUUGAGGGGCCUGGCACCUACAUCCCCCGCAAGGAGGUGGAAGUUGUGGAGAUCAUUCAGGCCACGGUCAUCAAGCCCAACCAGGCCCUGCGGCUGCGGGCCCGCAAGGAGUGCUGGGACCGGGACGGCAAGGAGAGGGUGACAGGAGAGGAGUGGCUGGUCCGCUCGGUGGGUGCGUAUCUCCCAGGGGUGUUCGAGGAGGUUCUGGACUUGGUGGAUGCUGUGACCCUUACAGAAAAGACGGCCCUGCACCUCCAGGCGCUCCAGAACUUCCAGGACUUGCAGGGAGUGGCCCGGCGUACUGGGGAGGAGUGGCUGGUGACUGUGCGGGACACCGCGGCACAUGUGCCGGACGUCCACGAGGAGGUGCUGGGGGUCGUGCCCAUCACAACCCUGGGCCCCCGACACUACUGUGUAGUUCUCGACCCAGUGGGGCCAGAUGGCAAGAACCAGCUGGGACAGAAACGCGUCAUCAAGGGGGAGAAGUCUUUUUUCCUGCAGCCCGGAGAGCGGCUGGAGCGAGGCAUCCAGGACGUGUACGUGCUGUCCGAGCAGCAGGGGCUGCUGCUGAAGGCGCUGCAGGCGCUGGAGGACGGCGAGGAGGCCAAGGAGGGCCCUCAUCAGGCGGGGGACCGCUGGCUCAUCCGGGGCCCCCUGGAGUACGUGCCGUCCGCCAAGGUGGAGGUGGUGGAAGAGCGGCAGGCCAUCCCUCUGGACGAGAACGAGGGCAUCUACGUGCAGGACGUCAAGACCGGCAAGGUGCGCGCCGUGGUCGGAAGCACCUACAUGCUGACACAGGACGAGGUCCUGUGGGAGAAGGAGCUGCCCCCCGGCGUGGAGGAGCUGCUGAGCUCGGCGCAGGACCCCCUGGCCGACAGGGGCCUGAAGGACGCCGCCAAGCCCCACCCGCCCGGCGCCCGGAACAAGACGCGUGUGGUCAGCUACCGCGUGCCGCACAACGCGGCGGUGCAGGUGUACGACUACCGGGCCAAGCACGCCCGCGUCAUCUUCGGGCCCGAGCUGGUGUCCCUGGGCCCCGAGGAGCAGUUCACUGUGUUGUCCCUCUCGGCGGGGCGGCCCAAACGUCCCCAUGCCCGCCGCGCGCUCUGCCUGCUGCUGGGGCCAGACUUCUUCACCGACGUCAUCACGAUCGAAACGGCGGACCACGCCAGGCUGCAGCUGCAGCUCGCCUACAACUGGCACUUCGAGCUGAGUGACCCAAACGACCCUCAGGAGGCGGCCAAGCUCUUCUCGGUGCCUGACUUCGUGGGUGACGCCUGCAAAGCCAUCGCGUCCCGGGUGCGGGGGGCUGUGGCUUCUGUCUCCUUUGACGACUUCCACAAGAACUCAGCCCGCGUCAUCCGCACGGCCGUCUUUGGCUUUGAGACCUCCGAAACCAAGGGCCCCGGUGGUGUGGCCCUGCCCAGGCCCAGGGACCAGGCCUUCUUCCCCCAAAAUGGGCUGGUGGUAAGCAGCGUGGACGUGCAGUCGGUGGAGCCUGUGGACCAGCGGACCCGGGAUGCCCUGCAGCGAAGCGUCCAGCUGGCCAUUGAGAUCACCACCAACUCCCAGGAGGCGGCAGCCAAGCACGAGGCUCAGAGACUGGAGCAAGAGGCCCGGGGACGGCUGGACAGGCAGAAGAUCCUAGACCAGUCGGAAGCUGAGAAGGCUCGCAAGCAGCUCUUGGAGCUCGAGGCCAUGAGCAUGGCUGUGGAGAGCACUGGGACCGCCAAGGCCGAGGCUGAGUCGCGGGCAGAGGCUGCAAGGAUUGAGGGAGAAGGCUCCGUGCUGCAGGCCAAGCUGAAGGCUCAGGCGCUGGCCAUUGAGAUGGAGGCUGAGCUCCAGCGGGUACAGAAAGUCCGAGAGCAGGAACUGAUCUUUGCCCGGGCUCAGCUGGAACUGGAAGUGAGCAAAGCCCAGCAGCUGGCGGAGGUGGAGGUGAAAAAGUUCAAGCAGAUGACGGAGGCCCUCGGCCCCAGCACCAUCAGGGACCUGGCCGUGGCCGGGCCAGAGAUGCAGGUGAAACUGCUGCAGUCCCUGGGCCUGAAGUCCACCCUGAUCACCGAUGGCUCCACUCCCAUCAACCUCUUCAACACUGCCUACGGGCUGCUGGGGCUCGGGGCCGACGGUCAGCCCGCAGCCAGAAAGGCAGCCGGGGGUGCCCUGCCGGAGGGUUUGUCCCUGCAGCCUCCUUCCCCUCAAGGCCCUGGAGGCAACUACGUGGCGCCUUCGCUGGGGCCGCGCUGAGCUGACCAGAAAACCAGGAUUUCUGAGCAUUAAACCCUUUUCUCUGUAGGGGUGUGAGGUGAUAGAGCAGUUGCCUGCUGUGCUCCAGGCCCUAGGUUCAAUCCCCAGCACCACAAAAUAAAAAGAUUGUCUCUAGAAAAA
Heterocephalus glaber (naked mole-rat) is the source of this 3038-nucleotide messenger RNA. RefSeq names its product major vault protein (gene Mvp). Lineage: Eukaryota; Metazoa; Chordata; Mammalia; Rodentia; Bathyergidae. Gene Ontology annotation, cellular component: nucleus; cytoplasm. The record is from RefSeq and is a predicted model, not a curated record.